AUGGUGAGCAGGGUGAGUGUGUUCUCAGUGGUUCGCGAUGAGUCUUUGCUGUCUGAUCACGCCCCUGUGAGCGUAAAAAUCUCACUGCCUAACGUCGACACAGAGAGCCUGCUCGUUCGCGCUCAACUUCUGGGGGAGCGUAUGAUUUGUGUCCCAAGAUAUAAAGGGGAGGUUCUCUUCAACACCUGGCGCGGGAUAUUCUCAGGUGAUGGCGGUCGCUUCAUGCAGAAACCGAGAAUAUUCAGCUUCGAUGGCAAGGAAUGUGUCCCUCACGCCGCUGUCUCUUUCUUCCAGGACGACAACGUAGAGGACUGCCCUGUGUGCCUCAACACCUUUGACGACACCCACAGGCGGCCACGCAACCUGCCGUGCCGGCCAGUUCCCUAUCUCCUAUAUCACAGAGGCCUUUAUCAGGAAGAUGAGAGGUGCAGGACUGGCCUGUGUGGCACCCAAGCCAGAAAAGCAGCUGACAGCUCCGGCAGCAGUGACACAGCCUGCACCAAGGGCCACAGCGGGACUCAGCAAGAGGACACGGUCCCUGCUGCAGGAGCAAGAGGCAAAGGUCCUGGCCGCCAUCCGCUCCUGCCAGGAGGAGCAGAGCCAGCUGGCAGACUACCGGACAACCCUGGGUGGGUGGUGUGGCCGCCAGCAGCAGCUGGAGGACGACCUCCAGACGCUGGUGGACCAGAGCAAGGGUGCCUGGAGGCGAUAAGCCGCGAGGACUCCCGCGUGGAGGGCAGGCAGGAGAAGGUGCGGCAGAGAGAGGAGGCGCUGCACGCCAUGCUGCAGGAGCUGCGCACUCCAUCAACACGACAGGAAGCUUACGAGGUUGCAAAGUCAUCCCGUUCAGCCCUGCAGGCCGCCACCCUGCAGGCCACACAGACGGCCAUUGAGCCAGCAGGCUCUACUGCUGCUGCUGCUGCUGCUGCUGCAGGUGACUCCAGCCUCUCGGAGUCACCUGCCGCAGCCUCCUCCAUCGCGGACAGGCUGGCGGCCCUGCUGGAACCGAGUCUGACGGCGGAGGAGCUGCUGAGGCUGACGCAGCGUGCCAGGGGCCUGGUGGAGGCCGGCCGUGUCUUGGCCGUCCAGGACGUGGAGGGACAAACUCGGCACGCCAGAAUCAGCCUGGAACACGGCCGCCUGCACCUCCACUCCCUGCAGGCCACGCCCCUGCCCCCACGCCCUCACCCUGCAGAUGGGCGAGGUGGUGCCGGCCGCCCGCCCUGCGAGGUGUUCCUGGACCUGGCGUGGCCCGGCAGUGCGGCGCGGCGGGUGGUGGUGAGUCUACCCGGGACACCCCAGGGGCCGGCAGUUUGUGUUGCUGUGCUCGGGGCAGCGGGGCGCCUGCUACGCCAACACCUCCUUGUUUAUGGUGUGGGGUGA
Molecule: messenger RNA, 1383 nt
Organism: Portunus trituberculatus (swimming crab)
Lineage: Eukaryota; Metazoa; Arthropoda; Malacostraca; Decapoda; Portunidae
Exons: 7
Coding region: 1-1383 (460 amino acids)
Source: RefSeq, a predicted model, not a curated record